AGGAUGCACGCUAAACAAAGAACAAGCUUAAAAAAACUUGCCCUGAAGAGUAUGGGGGACAGGUGCGGGACAUCCGCUGUAAUCCACGUGGAGAUGCCGAGCCGUUAGCGGCAGGGCCCUGGACAAAAAGGUCUUCGCUUCCCCGUUGCACGCCGUCUUUCUUUUUCUUUCCUCAGAUUAUUAGGAAAGCCCUUGAUUCCAUUGGCGCCUUGUCACAAUGCACGGUAUCACUUUUCUCUCUGUCCUGUCACUCGCGGCUGCUGCUGCUCAGCCUUUCGAUUACAGUGCCCUGAGCCUGCGUGAAGUCGGUGCCCGCAACACUCUUGAUUGGAGAAUUUGGCUCGAGAAGAAUGGCAAUCCCAUCUCCUUCUGGCACGACAUCCCAUUGUACCCCAACGAGAACGACACGUCCAUUAUCAACAUGUACGUUGAGAUUCCUCGCUGGACUGACGCAAAGAUUGAAACAAGCCGCAAAGAGCCUCUGAACCCUAUCUUUCACGACGACAAGAAGGGCAAACCCAGAUUUGUUUUCAGCGUGUGGCCGCACAGAACAUACCCUUUCAACUAUGGCUCCAUUGUUCAGACAUGGGAGGAUUCUACCGUCAAGCACAACUUCACAGGUUACCCUGGCGAUAAUGACCCCAUGGAUAUUUUCGACAUCUCCAGCAUCGAGCCUGGACAUGUUGGCCAGGUCAAGCAGGUCAAGGUUCUUGGUGGUCUUGCCAUGAUUGACGACGGAACAACGGAUUGGAAAGUUAUUGCUAUUGACUUGAAGGAUCCCCUUUCCAAGGUGGUUAACAAUGUCGACGACUUGGAAAAGUACAGACCUGGUCUAAAGAAGUCCAUGUAUGACUGGUUUGUCUACUACAAGGUUGUCAAAGGCGAUGGUGUCAACACCAUUAUUGGCAACAAGUUCCAAAACGCCGAAGUCAUGGCUGAGCAUGUUGCCGAGUCCCAUGUCUUCUGGCAGAACCUCAUCAAGGGCAAGACGAAGAAGGAAAAGAUCUCUACGACGCAGACUCACAACCCUCGUUGGUGCAAGAGCUAUGUUCCCGCGGAAAACACAACUGCCCAGUUCAAGAUUCCCAAGACAUCCAGCAUCCUCCCGGCAGCCGCUCGACCCAUUGAGUAUGACUACUGGUACUAUCUCGAUGACAAGUUCAAUGUCAUUGGACAGCCUUAG
Messenger RNA from [Torrubiella] hemipterigena, 1183 nucleotides. NCBI's taxonomy places the organism in Eukaryota, Fungi, Ascomycota, Sordariomycetes, Hypocreales, Clavicipitaceae. The record is from the annotation of a GenBank genome assembly.